AUGCUGCCCAUCACAGACCACCUGCUGCACCUGCUGAGGCUGGAGAAGACAUCGUUUCGCGUCUACACCGUGUCCGCCCUCCUCCUCUCCCUCCUCUUUUUCCUCUUCCGCCUGCUGCUGCAGUUGCUGAGGUUCUGCUGGCGUUUCCACCUCACCUGCCGCCGGCUGCGCUGCUUCCCCCAGCCGCCGCGGCGGAACUGGCUGCUGGGCCACCUGGGCAUGUUCCUCCCGAACGAGUCAGGCCUGCAGGAUGAGAAGAAGGUUCUGGACAGCUUGCACCAUGUGGUUCUCGUGUGGCUUGGACCUGUCCUGCCGCUGCUCGUCCUGGUGCACCCGGACUACAUCAAGCCCGUGGUGGGUGCCUCCGCUAUGGUGGCUCCUAAGGAUGACUUCUUCUACGGCUUCCUGAAACCUUGGCUGGGGGACGGGCUGCUUCUCAGCAAAGGGGCCAAGUGGAGCCGACACCGCCGCCUGCUGACACCCGCCUUCCACUUUGACAUUCUGAAGCCCUACAUGAAGAUCUUUAACCAGAGCACAGAUACCAUGCAUGCCAAGUGGCGACGCCUGGCCAAGGGCUCCUCGGUGGUGUCUCUGGACAUGUUUGAGCACGUCAGCCUCAUGACCCUGGACAGCCUGCAGAAAUGCGUCUUCAGCUACAACAGCAACUGCCAGGAGAAGAUGAGUGACUAUAUCUCAGCCAUCAUCGAACUGAGCGCACUGGUCGUGCGGCGCCAGUACCGCCUGCAUCACUACCUGGACUUCGUGUAUUACCACCUCACUGCUGACGGCCGACACUUCCGCCGAGCUUGCAAUAUUGUGCACCGCUUCACCACCGAGGUCAUCCAGGAGCGCCGGAGGGCCCUGUGCCAGCAGGGCACCCAGGCCUGGCUGAAGGCCAAACAGGGCAAGGCCUUGGAUUUCAUUGACGUGCUGCUCCUGGCGAGGGAUGAAGAUGGGAAGGAGUUGUCCGAUGAGGACAUUCGUGCCGAGGCGGACACGUUCAUGUUUGAGGGACACGACACAACCUCCAGCGGGCUCUCGUGGGUGCUCUUCAACCUGGCCAAGCACCCGGAGUACCAGGAGAAGUGCCGGGAAGAGAUCCGUGAGGUUAUGAAGGGUCGGGAGCUGGAGGAGCUGCAGUGGGACGACCUGACCCAGUUACCCUUCAUCACCAUGUGCAUCAAGGAGAGCCUGCGCCAGUUCCCGCCCGUCACACUCGUUUCGCGCCGCUGCACAGAGGAUGUCAAACUCCCGGAUGGACGCGUCAUCCCUAAAGGAAUCAUCUGCUUGGUCAGCAUCUACGGGACUCACCACAACCCCACAGUGUGGCCCGACUCCAAGGUGUACAACCCCUAUCGCUUUGACCCCGACACCCCCCAGCAGCGCUCUCCGCUGGCCUACGUGCCCUUCUCCGCGGGACCCAGGAAUUGCAUCGGACAGAGCUUCGCCAUGGCUGAGAUGCGCGUGGUGGUGGCGCUCACGCUGCUGCGCUUCCGUCUGAGCGUGGAUAGAACGCGCAAGGUGCGGCGGAAACCCGAGCUCAUUUUGCGCACGGAGAACGGCAUCUGGCUCAACGUGGAGCCGCUCACUCCUCGGGCCUGA
Molecule: messenger RNA, 1602 nt
Organism: Ochotona curzoniae (black-lipped pika)
Lineage: Eukaryota; Metazoa; Chordata; Mammalia; Lagomorpha; Ochotonidae
Product: cytochrome P450 4F22
Exons: 12
Coding region: 1-1602 (533 amino acids)
Biological process (GO): ceramide biosynthetic process
Cellular component (GO): endoplasmic reticulum membrane
Molecular function (GO): iron ion binding; monooxygenase activity; heme binding
Source: RefSeq, a predicted model, not a curated record